Messenger RNA from Bacidia gigantensis, 537 nucleotides. RefSeq lists its product as uncharacterized. The record is from RefSeq and is a predicted model, not a curated record. The transcript is spliced from 4 exons. The coding region runs from base 1 to 537 and encodes 178 amino acids. Lineage: Eukaryota; Fungi; Ascomycota; Lecanoromycetes; Lecanorales; Ramalinaceae.
AUGAUACUGCAACGUUCUUUCAUCGCUCUUAUACUCCUUGCUUUCUGUGGCUUGUCACUUGCCCUGCCUGCCGAGCUCGAUGCUCCUAUUCCAGAUCAUAUAGAGUGUGGUGCAGGCACGGGAACAGACUCGCCAGAAGGCCUUCCUAACAUCGCUGCGCCUGAUAUUGAGGACCUAGGGAAAGGUGCGGAUAGACUUGCCAAAAAGGGGGGCACUUGCACGACGCCCCAGGGAGAUGGCAAGUGCGUGAGAAUUGCUUGUGACAACACAACGGGAAUAUACUUCUGCAAUGCAGAUGGUAAAGAAGGACCUUUCUCAGUUCCCUGCCAGACCGUAGCCGCAUACGUCAAGCGCGGCGACUCCAGUCAAGAAUGGAAGGAUAUCCUGGAUACGUGCAAAAGAGAUAGUCAAUUUUUCUCCGUAAAAGCUGUGGCUGGUAUGGCUGUCGAUUCGAGCGGGGACUGGACCAUCAUUACGGGAUAUGCGAAUUGCAAUCAUCCAGUUGAAGGGGCGAGUGAGAAUCCGAGUAGUCUGUGA